CGUCCCCUGGCGCCCGCCUCGGGACGCCUUUGAAAAGUUGCCGGGAGCGCGGUUCCGCUCCCGCGGUGGGGCUGGCCCGGCCUGGCCCGCCUCAGCUCGGCUCGGCCGAGAGCCCCGGGCUGGGGCGGCUUUGCGGCGGGACACCCCCAGCCGCAGGACUGGGAAGCAUGGCUGCUAAGAAGCUAAGAAGAGCACAGUUGUCUCAGGAAAUGUGUGAAAGGCUGAGUCGCUAUCAGAUCACCACCUGUCAGGACUUCCUGUGUCUUUCCCUCUUGGAGCUCAUGAAAGUGACAGGACAGAGCUACUAUGAGGUGCAGAAGCUUCUUUGUAAAGUCAGCCGAGCCUGUGCUCCCAAGAUGCAGACAGCUUAUGAAAUGAAACUAAGGAAGUCUGUCAAUCCUUCUUCAGCCUUUUUAUCCACCACGCUUCAUAGUUUGGAUAGAGUCCUGCAUGGUGGAGUGCCUUGUGGAUCCCUCACAGAGAUAACUAGCCCACCAGGUUGUGGCAAAACUCAAUUUUGUAUCAUGUUAAGUGUUCUGGCUACGCUGCCUGUAAGCAUGGGAGGACUAGAUGGGGCUGUUAUAUACAUUGACACAGAAUCUGCAUUCAGUGCUGAAAGGUUGAUUGAGAUAGCAGCAAACAGAUUCCCUGCUUAUUAUGACUCAGAUGAAAAGCUGCUCUGCAUGACCCGUAGCAUCCACCUGUACAGAGAGCUGACCUGUUGCAGUGUGCUGAAGAGGAUUAUGUCUUUGGAAGAAGAAAUUAUUUUGAAGAAGGUUAAACUUGUAAUAAUUGACUCUGUUGCUUCAGUUGUCAGAAAGGAGUUUGAUACAAAACUUCAGGGCAAUCUGGCAGAGAGAAGUAACUUUUUGACUAGAGGAGCAUCAGUGUUGAAGUACUUGGCAGAGGAGUUCUCAAUACCAGUUAUCUUGACGAAUCAGAUAACCACAGCGCUGAGCAGUGGCCCUGGGGUCCGGGCAGACCUGGUGUCUCCAGCUGAUGAUUUGUCCCUGUCUGAAGGAUCUUCUGUGAGUGGGAAGAGGGAUUCUGCUUAUGUGACAGCAGCCCUUGGCAACACGUGGAGUCACAGCGUCAACACCAGGCUCAUACUACAAUACCAUGACUUGCCAACAAGACAGCUCCUGGUUGCUAAAUCCCCUGUUGCUCCAUUCUCCACUUUUUUCUACACCAUUGAGAAAUCAGGCUUGGUUCUUCAGGACCAAAAGGAUCAAACUAAUUUAGUUUGGGAGGGAACCAAUCCUGCCCUGCAGCCCAUACGAGUGAGGAACACUGCCUUGAAAGAUACUUUACAUGAUGCCGCUUUACCCAGCACUACGGGUGAGACUUCAAGAAAUACAUCAAAUCUAUAGAAAGGACAAAUGAAACUUCCCCAAAGACUUGAACGAAUUAUGACAUUGGUUUUCAGAAAUCUGGUGAAGCAGAGAUUGAACAUUCUUCUUCUUUCGUCUCUUCAAAGACUAACUUUAAAACCAAGUGCUGUUCUUUGUAUAUGUGAGGCUGUACUUAACUCUGAACUUAUGAAAAACCUGUCUUUUGUUUAGGUUAAUUUAAGUGACUUAAUAAUAAAAGCCUCUGAACAACAUACUGAAGAAGUGUAGGCCACAUGUGCCUUCCUAAUUGACCUCACCACAUCAUCAGUUUGGAGGAACCAAUGGCCAAGCACAGGAGUGUCCACAGCCCAAAACACUGUGAAAUGUUCACUUCUUUUUUUAAGAGAAUGAUAAGCCCACUCAGUGGCUUGAUUACGAAGCAAUAGUACAGUAAGUACUUAUUCUUGUAGCUCACUUGGAAAUCGUUCAAAAUGUUAGGAGAUCAGGUAGCAGUCUAAACGGUGGGAAGAUCGAAGUGUAUUACAGCUGCUCAGCUUUCUCUGUCUUCAAAGCACUUUUGAAGUAUUCACAACAUGACUGCAAACCACAGAACUGUUUACUCAUCUUACAGACUUAGAGAAUGUAUGACUUACUCAAGGCCACUAAAAGCAUCACUGGCUGUGCUGUGAUCAGGAUCUGUUCCCAGCUCUCAAGCCUACAGGAAAGCCAUGGGUUCAGUUGGUGCCAGCUGCCACUGCAGUCACCAUUGGCCUGAGAGGCUGGUUCUGUCCUCUGCCAUCACAGGCAAAGCCUCCCUGAGCACCCUCUUGAGAAUUGUACAGGAAUAUGAGAGGUCUGAAGUAUCCCAAAGUGGCUGUAGGUAACCCAGCAAGGAAAUGAGCUGCAGUGAGGCCACCUGGGGCAGCCAGGCAGGCAGGUUGCCAUCUGCUGUUUGCUGGGCUGUCUGGGGGUGAUGAGAGAGUUCUUGGAAGCACGUGGCCCCUACUAAAAAGUACUGCACACUGGUAAGGCUGGCAGUGCCAGAGAUGUGGAAGCUGAUGUGGCAUCACUCCCAGCCACCAGACAGGAUGGCAUGGAGAGGCCAUCUCUACAGCUCUCUGUUUGCACGCUUGCUGACACAGCUUUGGGCUCUCCUGUAACAAGGAAGUUUCCAUCACAACAAGGAGGCUACUGCAUUUCAAUAAGCUACUUCUUAAAGUAAUACAUUUCACCCUGGAGAAGAGCAGUUUUGCAGCUUCAGUGUUACUAGUGCUUUGAGGAGACCUUUGUAACAUGUAAUUUUAAUUUUGUUUUAGCUAAGAUUUAGAUUUUCUUCUUGACAGUGCUGCACUACCAGCCAUUCAAACCCUGCUGAACUUGCUCAUAGCCAUUUUAUCUGAGUAUCUUGUAAAUAUUUGGUAGAGCACUCAGACAGAGAAGUGUUUUUUGCUCUUACAGUCACAUGUCUGUUUCCAGGACCUUUAAGAAGUACAAUAGACUGAAGGCAGGGAAAAUUCCACUGAGAUGCAUUUAAGUCUCCAGGGAGCAACUGCACUCUGUUUAGACUAAAAUUUCUCAUUGCUGUCUCUCCUUAUUUAAAAAAAACAUGGAAGGAUUGAGAGGGGAAGUUAGAAGUCUUCAUUAUUGUAAACACCAGAAUGCAAGGAGUUUUCACUCAUUUCUGUCAUAUUGCAGAGCUGUUUGCAGUUGGAGAGGGAGAUAAGCUUUUCAAUGCUCUCUGCACUACCUGGGAAAUUUCCAUCAAGUUUUAAAAUGUUUUACAAACAUUAGUGAAUUAAAGCUUAAUCCCCUUCUUCUCAUCCCCAUGAAGCAAGUACAGUUUAAAGAGAGGGCUAAUGAGACUAAAAUAGUUGUGCUUUGCUGAGGUCACAGGGGCAGCGUGGUAACAGACCUUGGGUCUUUGAGUCCCAGCUUUCUGUCUUACACCAAAAACAACACACAUUUCUACACCACAAACAACACUCAUUCCCUCCCUUUCUAAGACUUGCUCUAAUUCCCUAUAGGAUAUAGUGAAAACAUGCUGGCCUCACUCCUUGAGACAACCUUGGGUUUUCACCCUUGCUCAUGACUGCUGUCCCAUGGAAUUAAGAUGUUGAAAAGAUCAAAGAGGGAUGUGAGGUGGGGGAAAAAAAAAUCAAGUCACUGCACUAUCUGCCUUGGGCAUGUUCUGCCUCCAUUGCUGCCAGUGGAGUUGAUGUUAUGUUGGGAGCAACCUCAAACAUGUUUGUAUGUACUUCCAUAUAAUAUUCAGGCAGAACUGUAGAAAAAAUGCCAUCAUCAACAAAAGAGCUUGGCUGACAGGAAAAUCGGACAGUUGAGCCAAUAAGUCACUCUUGUAUUGAAUAGGUGCAAUCUCAUUAUCCUUCUGUAUGUGACCUGCAUUUCUCACUGCUUCUUAUUAUUGCCAUCCUGUAACUACAGCUGCAGCCAUCUCUUUCACCUCUUCCGAAGACAGGGAUAAUCCAUCAGCCAGUUCUCCUCCAGUGGUAUGAGUGAGUUUUUUACCAGAGGGAUUAAUGGCUAGUUGAAGAGAGUUGUUCCCAACAGGGCCAAGCAAAAGCAAUGUGUAUGAGAUGAAGUGGAAGACAAGGAAACAAAUCUAUAGAUUUAAAGCUGUUAAAUUAUUUUCCCCUUAGCUUCCGUUGUUCACAAUGAUAGAUAACCAGACAUGCAAAGCUGGAUGUAUAUUGACAGUGACCAGUGUAAGCAGGAUUGAGAGCUUCUCACACGGUGCAGACAAACCUGAAGUCAGUCAGCUACCAAUACCAGAUCAGUUUGUACCAACUAUUCCAGCCCUUGUAGAUGAGAGACAUUGGGAGGAAAAUCAGUCCUCCUGUCUCUCCUGUGACCUUACGAUGUACCCCAGCACCAGAACCUUGCUCCUCUUAACGACGUUACCUUUUGUGACAAGGCUCCAGCACUGGUCCUUGGGUAGGCUGCUUCUCUAGCACUCUUCCCUGCAGAGGAUCUGGGCUCAGUGCAAAUGCUGUGCACAGUGCUCAUUUCAUUCCCUGCUGAAAGGCAGCCAGGCCUGAGGUGGAACAUGGCAAGCACUUCGCCGCACCUGGCAACUCCACACAGCUGCUGAAAACAAGUGAGGAAGAAAGCAGUGUACAAAUGCAGGGGAAUUUUCACAUAGGCAGGAUGUAAUUAGCAGAGCUGGAAUUUGGCCAGGACACUGGGGUUAAAACGCUGGCUUGCAGGUAACACACUGGGAUCUUUCAUAAUUCAAAUACUCAGGAUCUCCCAUUUCCAUUUUACCUGGAAGAUGUCAGAGGACUGUUCCCUAUUUAAUGGUCAUGGGCAGCUCUUGAACAUCUGACACAAAGGAAGAAGUGUCUAAAUGGUGCUGCACCUGCAGAGCUUCUCUGCCAGCAACUGCCCACCAUGAACAACAGCUGAAAAGAUCACAUCCUGAUAGGACCAUGGCUGCACCACUGUAAAACACACCUCCAUGCCUUAGGGUUCACUUCACCCCUAAUUCUCAUUAUUCAGAUUUCAGAUUAAAUCCCUUCCAAAUAGAAAGAAAGAUGAUAAAAUUAGGGCAGCACCUUACACACAAAACACAAGAAAGAGGAUAUUACCAUUAGAUGCUCCUUCAACCUUACUCUCUUCCAUUUGAAAAAAUACCAGAUAGCUAUUGGACAACAGAGAAUUUAGAUGAAGCACUUCUCCCCAGUGUCGAUGAGUGAGCUUUUCCAGCUGGCCUUGCUGGUAAUACCCAGAGCAUAAAGAGCUUUUGCUGCCUUCUUCCUUCCAGCAGGGAAAUCAUGUUCAAAGCAGCAAAACAUUUUUUUCCAUUUCAUGAUCUCACUUUUAGUAAAAGCAAUUUUUCUGUUUACUACAAGGAUGUUGAAUGUCCACAAAAGAUCAGGGAAGUCACUCAUGAACCUCACAUGUGUAACAUCUGCAUGAUGUUUCUAGCAUGAUGUGGCCCACAGUCUGAAAUAUAAAUAAUUGCAAAUCUCUAACCACUUUUUAGUCAGGCCUGCAGACAUAUCCAGUCAAAGAGCUGACUUCCACUGUGUGGUGCAGUGUGUGCAAGCAAAACAAGAAGUGUUCCUGCCAUCUGAAAAAGCAUAAUCUCUGCAUCAGUAAGUCAUAAAAAAGGGACCCCUCCUCUUUCUCUGAGAGCUUACCAUGCCAGCCUUUGGUUUAUUUGAGGGAAGGAUGGUUUGUAUGCUCAGGCUGCCAUGGAAGCCCCCUCUUUGUCAAGUGUUGUUUAAUACAACCACCAACCAAACUUGACUAGAGUACCUCAGUCAGUGGGACAACAAACCUACAGACAGCCUCUCGUGGCAAAAUGCACUGGGGAGAGUAAAGAACGGGCAGCUGCAGGCAACAGGAAAUCCAGCACUAAUAAAUAAAACGUCUUAUAGCCAGAAAGAGGAAAUAAACAGCAGCAGCACAAACUGAGAGGACAGAAGAGAGCAUAACUGUGGCAUGGGAAUCACUGAGUUACAGUGAGCUUAUUUUUACAGAACGUUGUCCCAGUUUGUUAUGUGUUCAGACUGCAAAAAGAGUGGGGGAGUGGGGGGACUGCUCAAAGAGAGGGUCUCUAUCAGAAGUUGUCAACAACCACUGUAAUUAAGGAAGCAGCCAGAGCACACACAACCAGAGCUGCUGCCAAAGUGAAAUGAAAGCAUUUUUUGUUUUCAGCUGUAGCCCCAAAGGAUAAUAAAAGAUGGUUCUACUAUGCCAAGUGAGGAGCUGCAGGGACACCGUUUCUAGAUGGCCCUCCUCCCAUCUUUCCAAAAUUAAACACUGUGGGGAAGCAGCAAGUUACUGUUCCUCAGUGUGCUUUUGAAGUGCACCCCAUCUGACUGCAGCCACCUGGGAAGGCCAGCCGUAAGACAGGUGGGCCCCCAACCACCAUGGUGACAAUGGAGGUGGCACCAGCUGAGCUCUGCCCCCAGCCAAUGAGCUGUUGUGGCACUGCUUGGUUCAGAUUGCUGAAGCAGCAACGCUGAAUUUUUCUCCCCUUGCCCUCAGCUAUGGGUUUCACCACAGCCCCAUAGCAUUGCCACCACCAGUGGGAGCUGCCGCAUUCAGAAGAGCCACACCCCGCUUUCCUCCUGAGGGCAGCUGCAUUUGGGGGGCUCAGUGGUGUCUUGGCAAGGACCCUCGUUCAUGGCACACCAACACCGUGCUCUUCCUGUUGCUGACAGCAAAGGUGGCCUGCGCCCAUGCAGCGGCAGGCGCUGCGGAGCAGCGCGUGGGCUGGCAGAGCCGAGGGGGUUGGUACAGAUCUUCUCAACUAUGGGACAUGAGGCUUUCACUGGUGGCUGCAGAAACUGGUGUGCAGGUUCAGCAAAGGGAAAGAAGUCAUUCAAAAAUUGCAUGCAUAGUUCUGAAUUCAUUCAUUGCAUGGCGUUUGCCUUUCAUCCUCCCCCCUGGGCUCUGUGUGCAUUGCUGGCAUUCUCUCCCAAUCCUAUAUAAUAAUUCCCAGCUCUCCGCAAGCCACUGCCUGCCAAUGGAGCCCACAGUCACUGGCCCGCCAGCCUGGUCACAUGAAAAGUUACAUGCAAAGGUUUAAUGCUUUCUCCUGACCCCAGCCCCCGUUUCUGUGAAUCCUCUGCAGUGUUUUCCUAAUCAGGUGCCAGGGAAGCUUUGUGCUGAGCAGGGUGCUAAGAAGGUGGCUAUUUAGCUGCAGAAUUUCCACACUCUUUGAGCUCUCUCCUGAGCUGUAAAUGCAAGCAGUGGAACCAGGUGAAUGUCUGACGAGGCUGCCAUUUAGCCCUGAAGCUGCUUUCCAACUGAAGGCACAUUGCAGUUGCCUCACUUGCUCUAUCCCAACUGCUGCACUAAUGGUUCAUUGCUUCAGCAGGUACAGAAAUCCCUUCUCAAAGCCUUCAUACAAGGUACACAGCUAUGGUCCAGUAGAAUUUUAGCCUUCGCUGGACAUUGACAAUAUGUCUGUUCCUAGGGAGUCAAAAUGAAAAUACAGCCCUUCCAUUACCAAAUUCUAGAUGAUUUAAUUCAUCACACAGCUUGUGAAAGUGGUAACAUACUUACUUUUGUGUUACCUUUAUAUACGACAUAUCAGAAAAAACACAUGCUUUUGGAGAAUCUCAAAUGGAAGUGAUCUUUUAAUAAAUCUGGAUGACAGGCAGAAAUAUUCAAGGGCUGUUGCUGAUGUAUCAACAGCUACAGUAGUUUCCUACUAUCAGUAUAACGUGAGGGAGGGCAGGUAUCUCCUGCAGGAAGAGAUCUUGUCCUCCACCUAUGUUUUCAUGCUCAGCUUUUGGAAGCAUGGGAGCUGUGUCUAGCAGUCAGGGCCUAAUGUUCCUCUGGGUUUCAUUCAGACCACAGAAAGACAAGCCAGUUGCACCUUUGUGCCAAACAGUUGGAUAAUCAAACUGAGCAUUUGAUUUCAGUUUUGGUUCUUUUUUUUUUCGAAAGGAAAGGGUCCAGCUUGUUAUGAACUCCAGCCUGGACUUACAUUUUUGUGGGUUUAAAUGAAAAGACCAGAUAAAGUUUUAAGUUGCAGUCUGUUAAUAUUGUUCUGAUUAAAACUCUAUCAUUAUCAACAUAACUUUUAAAAACAAACAGUCAAAAAAAGUGCCCAAAUUGACAGUGUUUUUCAAAUUCUCUGCUUUUCUCAUAAUUUUCCAAAGUGUAGUGCGUUCAAAAGUGUAAGCCUGUCCUGCUUGGCUGACUGGCUGUUUAAUUAUUUCUUUGUAUUAUAUUACAUUGUUUCAUUCUUAACUGUAAGCCAUCAAAAUCAUAAAAUCUCAGUUCUAGUCUCAGUUACACUCAAACAUAGCUACUGAAAAGGUUUGUCUAACUUCUUAGUAUAUAUGGCAAUUAACAAACUUUGCUUAAAUUUGUAUUCCCAACUCAAUCCAAACAGGAGUUGAGAAAUCUUGUUUCUCCCAGAUGAGAGCAUGCCUGAAUAAUAUAGGAAUUAGUUUUCUCACUCAAAAGCAUUAACAAAAUACAUGCAUAAUUACUAGGGUUUAAUCAGCCAGUGCUGUCUCUUUAUUUAAAAGAAAAAUGUAUUUAACCCUUCAGGAGAGAAUCAAGCUACCAGUGACAAUGGAGGCAGGCCUGAGCCCCCAAAUGGUAACGUAUGUAGAAAAAAGUAGAAGUCAGUGGCUGUGGCUGUAGUCAGCUGGCAUUGUCCACUCUGCCACACAACAGCCAGGAGAGCAGCAAGGAGGAUUUUCCAUUUCUGGAAAGUGCAGUGAAAUGGGAGAACACAGCGAUCUCCAAAUUGUCUUUCCUUCUAUGAAGUAUUGUCUUCAGGAUACUGCUUGACAUUCAUUCAGUCAAAUAUUUUGACAAUUUGAACAAAUAAGCAGGAAAUGGUUUUGAUUUUUGGCUCCACUGGGCCAUUUGUGAAGAAGAAUAAGUAGCGCAGCAUGUGCCAUGUCUCUUAAAUACCCUUGUGUGCCAGAAAAAUAUGCAGUGUGUUUCCCAGGCUGUGGAAACAGUUAUCAUUUCCAGUCUACCAAGUCACCCUUCUCUCUCCCCACACCAUCCCCAACCCUGCAUCAGGCUGGGGUGAAAGGAAGCAUCACUCUGAAUUACUCUGAAUUACCCUGCUGUUACCUGUUCGUGAGGAGAGGGUGCCAGUGCACAUAACACGUUAUUCUGUGCACGUUUCUGAGAAGGAUUGUGAUUGUAGUCACUUCACAGUGGCACAAAAGAGGAGUAGCAAGCCGAGGUGGGGCAUGCACAGGCACCUGGGAGCCAAACCUGCCCCUCUCUCCAUGCUGCUCUGCAGAGGCAGGCGGGUCUGUGAGCAUGCUGCAGCAUACCUUCACAGGAGCCCUGGGCCAGGGCGCUGCGCUUGGGGAGAUGCCAGAGGAGCUUUUGUCUGUGCUUUCACUGCAGGUUUAAGUAGUUCGAUUAGCAUUUGGGUCAGAGCACAUGGAGCAGCCCCGGCUGGGGUGGGAGAAGUCACACUGUGAGGCCACACUUGAACGUGGCCACUUUACUGCACCGCCCCGGGUACAAAGCCUGUUUGUGUGGGGCACGUCCUGCCGUGCGUCACACUUUGGUUGUCAGUGGCAGCCAUGGGUUGCUGGGGGGUGACACAAUAACCUCUUUAUGCUUAAAAGAAUAGUGGGGGGAAUUGCGGGAGACCAUUGGAAACAUUGCAGUAAAAAAGUGGUUUGGCUUUUGUCUGUCCCUCAAGGUAAGGUGCCCAGGCAGCCACUGAGCUGCCUCUGCCGUGCUGGAAGGAGCGUGAGCAAAGCAGCAGCAAGGGUGAAUGCAGGGCUUUGGGUGCGAGAGGACUUAAAGAAAAACCCAAGGAAGACCCCAUGGUAUCUCUGUGGUCAAAACAUAAUAAAACUGCUUAUUUAGGGUAGAGUUUUACAGCAGCUCACUCUAAAGUCUGGGCUGCCGCAGCCUUGUCACCCCCACUGCCUUCAACACAAGAGCAGCCACACAGGGAUUCAGCUCAAAGAGCUGAUCUGUCUGGAAAUUAAACUGUGUUUUUAAUUACCAAAUAAAAGUUUGCUUUACUAGAAUGUCUCAAAGUUUCAUUCAAAGAGAACUGGAAAAAUAAAAAUGAGGAACUGAAAAGGGUCAAAACAGAAAGAAAUUCGAAAAAAAUACUGAUACCAGCUAUAAAAGUUGGUUAAAUCUCUUACUGUAUGUAUCACUGUCUCCUUUGCCAGCCCCUCAGCCAUACACUUCACAAAGCAGUAAGCCCAAAUAAUUCAGAUAUGCUAAGCAAAGCCACUCUGAAUAUGGCUUCUAGCCUAAUAAGUCAGAGCCUUAUCCAGUUCCCAUGAAAAACAUCAGGAAAGUUUCCUUCAACACUAAUAGACAUAAGAUUGGAUUGCAGAACAACUAUAUAACUUUUGACCAAAAAGUGAAGUUUUUCUAAAGCACUGAUAAAAUAUUCAUGCAGGAGAAUGUGGAAACUCUGGAGCAGUCCCAUUGCUAAAUAUGUUUCAAGUGAGCGUAAUCAUUUUUGAAACCAUGCUCAUUCUAACUAGUGAUAUGUGCUCUAAAGGGAAAAUACAAAACAAACUUUUUUUUAAAGGAAAAAGUAUUUAUAAUUUCUUUAUUGUGGAUGUGCAGAAAGAUUCCCCCUCUGCUGCUGGGAAAACCAGUUUCUACUCAAUAAGCAGUAAAGCACAUCCUAAUUUUUAAAAAGCAUUUGUUAGGCAAAACAGGGCUUUUUUACAAUGCUUUCAUUUUUUUGCAGUUGGAGUCUUUCUGUUGAUGCCAGCUGCUUUAGUUGUAGGUAUUUUCUGGGAGGUGGUGUCUGUCAGUCCCACGUGGGGUGUCCCCUUGGCUAUCUCUCAUAGCCGCCCUUCUAUAAAUCACAGCAUAUUAAAAAAAGGGGGAUAAUGCUGACAUGUGAACUAAUCCCCACAUCAAAGAGAGCAAUUCUCCCUCCUCCAAACCCCCACCCCCCUCUUUUGCUGGGAAAAGUCUAACGCCUAGAAGGUGAUUUACACAAAACUUCAUCCCAGUUGUUAGGAAACUUGCAGUGCCGCUUACUUGCCAACUGCAGGAGAAACCUGGGAAUCAGGGUAACCACAAUAGCUAGCCUGCGGCUUCCAGCAUUUGGCAAUUCAGGAGAGGAAAAAAAUUGGCUUGUUUCAACAGACUUGUGUAUAUGUUGAUUGCAUGGCAGAAUAAGCAUGCAUAUAGACAGAUGUAAACGUGACUAGUAAUGUGUGUCUGUCUGGGCACAUCUGGGUCUGUAUGGGCACAUCUAUAUCUGCGUGUGCUCACAAGCACUUGUACAGGCACAGGGCUGCCUGGCCUGCCACGUACAAGACACACUGAAGCACACAGAAAUGCCUCUUUCCUUCUGCUAGGAGAAAAGAGGGACAAGGGGGAAUAUACAUUAAAGACAUAAGCCCAUAUGGGCAUGCAGUGGCCUAGACAUGGAGAGGCUGUCUUAAGCUAUUCAUUCCAGCUGUAGGCCUGCCUUUGAGCUAACAGUUCAAAUGCUGGGGAUAGAUGAAUAAGGGGAAUGAUGUGUCUAAGACAGGAUUAAAGCAUCCACUCACUGCUGCCCUUGCCUUUGAAAAUGCUUCCUGUGCAUUGAUUAGGCACACAAGAUACUUCCAAACAAUUGUCUGUCUUUGAAAUGCAACUUAAAGGAGGCAAAAAUGCCUCUGUCUGGCUAGGUAACUCUCUUUUCCCAACUUAAUGCUUAGCCUGAGCUUGUGCUGGACACACGUCCUUCAGACAUACCAACAAAGCAUAUGUAGCAUGAAAAAGACUACACUGGUGGUUCUGGAUUCAUAAUCAAUUAGCAAAAAUACCUGCCUCAUAUGAAACUGGCUGUAGUAACGUGCAUUUCUGUAAGUGUAUGUAUGCAUGUGAACUAGAUACUUCCACCGGUAUCGAAGCUUCUGGUUGAUUUAUUCAGUUUAUUUGCUGCUUUCUCCUGCCACCCUCACAGGGAGGCAGGAAUGCCCUGGGGCCAGCAGAGCCUUCCCCACCCAGGUCAUCUCUUGCCCCAGGCCAGAGGGCCAUGAAUGUCUCUCCCAAUAAGUCAGCAUCACUGCCAAAAGAGGCACACGAGGUUCACUCCCAAUGUGAGAGAGUGAACUGGAUGGGGAACCACGAGAUUAAAAAAAAUGCAUCCUUUUUGUAGUCCUCGAUUGGUUGUGGUCCAGCUGCACUCACCGAUGCACUUCAGUAUGAUUGCACAAGAGCUGAGGGGACGGAAACAAGUAGUCGGGGACAGUGAGACACUCAGGCAGCUCCCAUGUCAGUGACAAGUGCUGGCUUAAAACAUUCAUGAAAAUACAGCCAGAGAGAGAGCAUUAGGCAUGCUGAGAGAGCCACAUCUCCCACUCCACUGACAGGAAGGGCAUGGCACAUGUGUGAGGGAAAGACAGAGACCAAAAGUUUUGUUGUUCCAAUGCUUCCUCCACGUAGAUGUGCAGCUCAUAUGUAUGUGCCUGUCCCCUGCCAUGUGUCAAGUGGAGAGGAUGUGAAAGAAACUCCAGCAUGGUUGAGCCCUCACCUCCAAUACAUGGAAAAACAAACACAGCCUUUCUCUUGUUUGUUGAUUUAGUUCAGAGUGCUCCUUCCAUUACAAAACCAUUUCCCUGCAGGGGACAAGCUAAAACCUAUUUGCUUAUUACUCUGCAAAAGAAAAUGAUGGGUGCAAUUUUCAAGCACCUCUUCUGUUGAUAGACACAGAGAUUGAAAGGACAGAGCCCUCCCAGCUACCUCUCAGCUGUGUUUUCUUGUUGGGCAUAAUUUUCAUGUUUUCCUGUUUUUCAGAAACAUAUGCCACAUGUAUCUUUUUCUCCUCUUCUUGAAGUAUACAUCUCUCUAUGGGACAGCUUUGUGCUUGGAAAGUGAGCUGUGUGCUUUGUCACAGGCGUUAACACAGCGAUGGGGGGACCAAUGAAAGCUGCAUCCAGAGCUGCAAUUCACAGGACAGCACAUAACCCACACACCCCACUGCACCAUCUGUAAUGAGUCAAAACCCCAGAAAUGAGCACUUGUGAACAGGGGAGAGGUUUCCUCCUGCUGCUCAGGCUGAUGGCUGCCCCAGCUCCCAUACAGGAUGGUGUAAAUACCAAGCCAGCUCUUGGAACUGGCACAGCUAAGUGGAGCUCUGGGUGCAAGAUACAUCCUGGUUCAAGGCAAACACACAGGAAACAAGUCUCUUCUAGCCUGUUAUUUUUGAUGAGAUGCACCCGUUGGCAGUUCCUGGUGCUGACUGGGACAAGUCUGGAUAAAAACUGCAAGAGGAGCACCAGAGUUUAUCUAGAGCUGGCACCAGUUUUGGUGCUUGGCUGAAUGAGCUGUUUCUAGUGGGUCCAGAGCACUUUAUUUGUGCCAACACAACCACCUGCCCUCACCCUCCACCCCCAAAAUAAUCAAACUAGUCUCAACACCUUUUUUUGUCAGGUUAAAUCACUUCUCUGCCAGCUGGCCUUUUAGAUGGCAAUUCUUCUGACUGGCCUUUUAGGUGGCUGGCACUUCACACUCCUCACAAAUCCAACCCAACUGCAUUAAAAAGUGAAUUUAUAUUGCAGGGCUGUGGGGGGAGGGUGCCCCAGGCAAUGUCAAAGAAAAAGUGGAUCAAAAAGGGCUGCUAGUAUUGGAUACGUGGGCUGUCUUUUCAGCUGCUUUGGGCAACGUCCUUUCAGCACAAUAAAAGCUCAAAAGAAUUCAGUUAAUCUGUUGUUAAACAGAGUCUGUGGUGAGAGAGUGGUCUGUCAUCCUCCAGCCAGGGAACUGAGCCUGCCUGUAAUGGCUGGGAGCUCCUUUGCCCUUUCCCAGCAUUUCAUAUCCAUAGUGGCAGUGAGUUCAUGGACUGGCACCUUGCUGGCCUUGCACAGAUUGCCUCUCAGCCUUGUGAUGCCAGGACCCCUUCCUUCAGGCCACUCUCAGGAGAAGCAGCAGCUCACAGCAUGUGCUCUACAUAGCACAGCACACUCAAAGGCUGUGGCAGCCAAAAAUCCCUCUUCAUAACUCUCCUGCUUCACACAAGCCCAGAAGUGCCUUGCAGGGUGCUGGUGGUGGCUAACCUGCUGCUGCUGGUGGUGAUUUCAAAGAGCUAGCAGGUCAACUGAAGUCCUGAUGCAAGAGCUUUGGCAUGAUUUUCAGUUCUAAGUCUGAAUAUACAGGUGUAAGAGCAGCCAGACCUGCACUAAGGUGUGGCCCCCAUGAUGUCCCACAGCCUCAGUGCUCAGUGCCAUAGCACAGCCCUGAAUUUAAACACAGAUGGUGAGCAGCCCAUAGACUUGCCAGCCUACACAUAAUUUACCACAUGAGGAAUAUCACACAUGUACUGCUUCAACUUAAAAUGAAUCCCUCCUUCCAGCUGGGAAAAUGAAGGUCUUUUUUCUUCCUCAGAUUGGAGGAUCCCAUAGAUCCCUACAGAGUAAAACAGCUAUUCUUUUUUAAGAUUUAAAGAUAUUACUUCUUUUUUUGUUCAUGUAUCACAUUUCAGUGUCUUCUAAACAAGAGGGAGCUUAAUGUUUUUGUGUAACCUUGAACUGGCUAGUACACAACUUUUAUUGCUUCAUCCUUGAGCUUCCAUGAGCUACACUAUGUUCUACUAUGAACAGAACGUCCUACUUAGGAUUGGGUGGCACAUGCUUUGGUUGCAACAGCUUCCUAGUGCUUUCUUUGGCCUG
This is a messenger RNA of Serinus canaria (Common canary), 14437 nucleotides long. RefSeq names its product RAD51 paralog B (gene RAD51B). The transcript is spliced from 11 exons. Gene Ontology annotation, biological process: double-strand break repair via homologous recombination. Lineage: Eukaryota; Metazoa; Chordata; Aves; Passeriformes; Fringillidae. Bases 168 to 1370 code for a protein of 400 amino acids. Gene Ontology annotation, cellular component: Rad51B-Rad51C-Rad51D-XRCC2 complex. The record is from RefSeq and is a predicted model, not a curated record. Gene Ontology annotation, molecular function: DNA binding; ATP binding; ATP hydrolysis activity.